Hyposmocoma kahamanoa is the source of this 1830-nucleotide messenger RNA. RefSeq names its product cytochrome P450 9e2-like. The coding region runs from base 110 to 1732 and encodes 540 amino acids. NCBI's taxonomy places the organism in Eukaryota, Metazoa, Arthropoda, Insecta, Lepidoptera, Cosmopterigidae. Gene Ontology annotation, molecular function: heme binding; iron ion binding; oxidoreductase activity, acting on paired donors, with incorporation or reduction of molecular oxygen. The record is from RefSeq and is a predicted model, not a curated record. The transcript has 12 exons.
UAACCCGGCACCCACAACGACGGACUGUGGCGAGACGUCAAUCGCGUGACGCUUUAUUAUUGUGUUAUGAAACAUAUUUUUUUAUAGCUGUUGAAUUAAAAUUAACAAGAUGCUGGUCUGGAUAUGGUUGGGUUGUCUCGUGGCCGCAGUGCUUUUGUACUUCCGGCAAGUGUACAGCUUCUUUAAAAGGCGGGGUGUGAAAACACCAGGGAUCAUCCCACCUUUUGGUACUAUGCUGAGCGUUUUGGUGAAACGAGAGCAUUUUGCUGAACAAAUCACCAGGUUUUACAACCAAUUUCCUGAUCAGAAGUUCUACGGUACGUUCCAGUUCACGAAGCCAUUUCUGCAAGUGAGAGAUAUCGAGUUGAUCAAGAAGAUUUGCAUAAAAGAAUUCGAGAGCUUCCUGGACCACAACACUGUCAUCAGUGAAGAUUACGACCCGCUUUUUGGGAGGAAUCUAUUUUCUUUAAAAGGUCAGGAAUGGAAGGACAUGCGAUCGACCCUGAGCCCUGCUUUCACCAGUUCCAAAAUGAAGAUGAUGUUGCCACUGAUGGUGGAGGUUGGAGAUCAAAUGAACCUCUGUCUUCAGAAGAAAAUCAAAGAGUCCAAACAUGGUUAUUUGGACGUUGAUGUGAAAGACCUAACGACCAGAUACACGAAUGACGUCAUUGCUUCUUGUGCGUUUGGCCUGAAGGUCGAUUCUCACAUGAAGGAGGGCAACCAAUUUUACAAAAUGGGAAAAACUGUUGCAUACUUUAAGUUUCGUCAGAUACUCAUGUUUUUCUUACUGAGUUCUUUUCCGAAAGUGGCUGGAGUGUUCAAAUGGACUUUAUUCCCCAAGUCGGUGCAGAAUUUCUUUAGGGCGCUAGUGGUGAAUACGAUGAAGAACAGAGAGCUCGAACAGAUAAUUCGACCUGAUAUGAUACAUCUGCUAAUGGAAGCUAAGAAAGGAAAAUUGACUUACGACGAGAAAUCAAGCCGCGACAAGGACGCCGGCUUCGCCACCGUCGAGGAGUCAUUCGUUGGCCAGAAGCAAAUCAACAGGGUUUGGUCCGACGACGACUUGUGCGCCCAAGUCAUCCUGUUCUUCAUAGCUGGCUUCGAGGGCGUAUCCUCUGCUAUGACGUUCCUGCUAUAUGAGCUCUCUGUCAACCCUGACGUCCAAGAGAAACUAUACCAGGAAAUCAGGGAGAACGAGGCCAAGAACAACGGAAAAUUUGAUUACAAUUCUAUACAGAAUAUGGUAUAUAUGGAUAUGGUGGUUUCAGAAACAUUGAGGUUAUGGACGUCUGGCUUUGCCACGGACAGGUACUGUAACAAAGACUACAACUUGGGCAAACCCAAUGACGAAGCUACCGAGGACUAUAUUAUGCGGAAAGGCGAGAGUCUCCAGAUCCCCGUGUGCGCAAUCCACCGUGACCCUGAGUACUACCCGAAUCCACACAAGUUUGACCCUGAGAGGUUCUCUGAAGAGAACAAACACAAGAUCCAACCCUUCACCUACUUGCCGUUUGGAAUUGGACCUAGAAAUUGUAUCGGUUCAAGAUUCGCCCUCUGCGAAGUGAAAGUAAUGGCAUAUCAGGUCGUAAAUUGCUUCGAAGUAUUCCCAUCUGAAAGAACGACUAUACCUCCCAAGUUGGAUCCCUCCACGUUUAACGUUCACAUGAAGGGCGGUCAUUGGAACCGUUUUAAGGCUCGGAAAGAGGUACAAUCAAGAGCACAUCAAGGUUGACACUUUGUACUUUGGACCGUUCUUAUAAAUAAGGAUCCAACGUGCCUUACAAAACGUUUAUUCGACCAAAAUAUAUAAAACACAUAUUAAUGUGUAAA